Molecule: messenger RNA, 483 nt
Organism: Acanthosepion pharaonis
Lineage: Eukaryota; Metazoa; Mollusca; Cephalopoda; Sepiida; Sepiidae
Source: the annotation of a GenBank genome assembly
AUGUUGCAUUCUUAUCAAGAAGCUGGCCAUUGGCGCCAAAUCGAGUCUAUGAUGCAUUCUUAUCAAGAAGCUGGCCAUAGGCGCCAAAUCGAGUCUAUGUUGCAUUCUUAUCAAGAAGCUGGCCAUUGGCCCCAAAUCGAGUCUAUGAUGCAUUCUUAUCAAGAAGCUGGCCAUAGGCGCCAAAUCGAGUCUAUGAUGCAUUCUUAUCAAGAAGCUGGCCAUAGGCGCCAAAUCGAGUCUAUGAUGCAUUCUUAUCAAGAAGCUGGCCAUAGGCGCCAAAUCGAGUCUAUGUUGCAUUCUUAUCAUGAAGCUGGCCAUUGGCCCCAAAUCGAGUCUAUGAUGCAUUCUUAUCAAGAAGCUGGCCAUAGGCGCCAAAUCGAGUCUAUGAUGCAUUCUUAUCAGAAAGCUGCCAUUGGCGCCAAAUCGAGUCUAUGUUGCAUUCUUAUAAAGAAGCUGGCCAUUGGCGCCAAAUCGAGUCUAUGA